Molecule: messenger RNA, 987 nt
Organism: Stylonychia lemnae
Lineage: Eukaryota; Ciliophora; Spirotrichea; Sporadotrichida; Oxytrichidae
Source: the annotation of a GenBank genome assembly
AUGGGUGACAUUGACUAUCGCAAAGAGUACUUGCCUGGAUAUACAGGGCAUGUUCCAAAGAAAAAUGAUAUAUUUGGAUGCACCACUGGUGACAUAAACCGCAUUAUUACUAAAUAGGCCUACAAACCUUCUAAUUAUGACAUUGAUGUUGCAGCUCAACAGGGAGCUAAGCUUCCAUUUGCUUAAAGAACAUUUUAUUCAAGACCACCUGAAUAAGAUAAAUAGACCUAGUAACUUCAAUUCGGAAAUGUCUCAAAAUAUGGAACCAAUUGGAUAGGAGGUCCAACUCAAAAUAUAAAAGCUUAACAUAUUCCAGGCUAUAAGGGAUAUAUUCCAAGUAUUAAAGCAGAAAAUAUUUUUGGAAAAUCAUAUGCAAGAUCAACUUCUCAAGCCAUCAACAAGGAAUAUAUUUAGGGUGUUGACCUUCCAGUAGUCGAGAGAUUCAAGAGUUAGAACACAAAUGAGUUCAAUAAAGAUAACUUUAGAAGAUUUAUGACUAGCACCUAGACUCCAGCCGAUAUGAAAGACUUGAAAGAUGCUUCUACAUUCAAUGAUGCAGCGUAAUAUUAUUUCUGUUUAAUUUUAAUUUAUAGAUUCUAAGGAAUAUAAAUUGAAAGAAAAAACGUUUAUUUAGAAAUUCCUACUGUGGGUUACGCAGGAUAUAAAUCAAUCUAUCGUCCCAUUACUGUGACAACUGAUCAUAGAAAAGAUCCCUUCUUUAAUCUCAAUCCAUUGAGACAUAGAUUAAAGGAUGUUAAUGUACAAAAUACAUAGGAGUUCUAGAGUUUAUCAAACGGCUUCUAAAGAGCAGUGGCUUUCUCACCCAAAGCUUCCUCAAACGGUGGAGACCCUUUUAAUCAAGAUUUGAAAGUGCCAGUUACUGGCUAUACUGGCCACAGAAUGGGCUAUAGAUCUCAGAAUUUCUUCGGAAAAAAUUAGAGAGACUGCUCAAUAUAGAGCAAAUUUAUUCAGAAAAUGACCUAAUGA